AUGGACACCGAGCAACAGUGGUUCCCCAUCAACAGUACCGCCAACUUGGCCAACCAAAUGGGCCAACCAACUCUACAGAGACACCCAGCACAACAACCGCCCCCCAAACCCCCAGCAACACCAACGACAACAACCGAGAGUGGGCCAUGGACACCGAGCAACAGUGGUUCCCCAUCAACAGCACCACCCACUAUAUCAUCUGAAGGGCCAGGCGCUAAUAGUUCAGUGACGGGUUCAUCUUCCCAAACGGCCAGCCAAAGCACACGGCCCCCCAAACCCCCAGCAACACCAACGACAACAACCGAGAGUGGGCCAUGGACACCGAGCAACAGUGGUUCCCCAUCAACAGUACCGCCAACUUGGCCAACCAAAUGGUCAGGCACAAGUGGUACUGUAACGGGCUCAUCUUCCCAAACUGCCAGCGAAAGCACAGGGCCAACCAACUCUACAGAGACACCCAGCACAACAACCGAGAGUGGACCAUGGACACCUAGCAGCAGUGGAUCCUCAUCAACUGCAUCUCCCUCUAGACCGACUAAAUGGCCUGGCACUGGUGGUACUACGAUAAGCUCUUCUUCUCAGUCUGCUGCUGGCAGUGCACAACCAUCUGCCUCCACCAGUAGUGUUGUGAGUACCACUGUCAUUGGAUCAUGGACUCCAGUCGACAAUGGUCCGUCGUCUCCUGCGGCAUCUAUUGGACUAACAGAUUGGCCUGGAGCAGGUGAAAUUGUAACUCAGUCUCCAUCGCAUCCUGCGGGGGGGUAUACGCCAUCUUCGAUCUCUAGCAAUGCUGCUUCUACGGGUGAAGUCGUUAGGACCACUGUAAUAGGUUCAUGGACUCCAAUCGACAAUGGACAAUCAUCUGUUGCCCCGCCUGGUAGUGAUACGGAAUCGUCAGUCACAGAUGAAAAUGGCGGACCUUCUACGACUGAUACCUCGCGUUGGCCUCUUGCUAGCUCUACCGAUUCAACUGCCAAUUCCUCACGUCCAAGACGGGACACAUCAUCAGAACCCUCUAAUGGAUGGACCCAAAGUUCGGUAACUAUAGGACGUUGGUCUGACGCUCCCGGUAGUAAUACUGAAUCAUCUUCGUCAACUAGCAACGUUAAUUGGUCUUCUGGAACGACCGCUCACGAUGUGGACAAUACGACGUUGAAUAGUACUGAAGGAAUAACCACUGUUCCUCCGUCGAAAAUGGAAAAUAUUAUUAUUUCUGGCAACAUAGAGAUCAUUAUCGACAACAAUGGUAAUAGAAGCUCUGGUAAUAGAGGUUCCAUAUCGGAAUCCGGAGCUUUUAAUUUAACGGGUUUACAUGUUAACGGAUCUUCAGUUUUAAUUGACGGAGAGUUAGUUAGAACAAAUGGUUCGAGUUCUAAAGAAGUUGUUGGCGUGGAGAACAUUCAUGUGUCUGGAAAUAUUGGGAUUAAUGUUGAGGGACAUAAUUUGACCGGUGUUUAUAAUUCUACUGAUCAAUUAGCGUCGAGUAAUAGCACUUCUGAUGGGGAGAACAUUGUUAAUAUUUCAGGAGAUAAUGUAAAUAAUAUGGAAGCAGUUACGACAGAAAAUUCUGGUACCAGCUCGCGUGAUUCAUUACCUACUCUUGAGUCAAAGGUAAACGAUUCUCAAUUAAUUUCCGACAGUCAUAAUGUAGUUAUUGAUACCAACACGCAGGCGGUAACAGCGGGGAAAAGUUUAUCCACUAAUGAUGCUGCUAAUAAUAUUAGCAAUAGUGCUGCAGUCAAUACAAUUGUAUCUGGAGCAUCAGCGUCACGUGAAGCAAACGGAAAUUCAAAUUCUGGCUCUUCCUUGAAAACAGUCGUAUCAACUGCAUAG
Molecule: messenger RNA, 1833 nt
Organism: Megachile rotundata (alfalfa leafcutting bee)
Lineage: Eukaryota; Metazoa; Arthropoda; Insecta; Hymenoptera; Megachilidae
Source: RefSeq, a predicted model, not a curated record